AUUUGACGUUGCAAUAGUUGACGUUUCGGUAUAACCUAAACUGAAACCGAUCCCAAACUAAAAUUUUCGGAAAACAAGCAAAAUUGUAUCUUUCAAGCUUGAAAUGGAGCAAUUCUUUACACUGCCUUAUUUUAUCUUGGAAGUUCCUCAAAUAAAAAUAAAGAAACCAUCAUGGAUAAAGAAACCCUCGGCUAUGAUGAUGUUCUCCAUCGUACUAGUGUCUUAUUUUUUAGUAACUGGAGGUAUCAUAUACGAUGUGAUAGUAGAACCGCCAAGUGUAGGAUCAACUACAGAUGAACACGGCCAUUCAAGACCUGUGGCAUUCAUGCCUUAUAGAAUCAACGGUCAAUACAUUAUGGAAGGUCUCGCAUCGAGUUUUUUAUUUUCAAUGGGCGGCUUAGGAUUUAUAAUACUCGACCAACUUCACAACACUUCCACUAACAAGCUAAACAGGAUAUUGAUUGCCACAGUUGGAUUUAUUUGUGUGUUAGUUUCGUUUUGUACUACAUGGGUGUUCAUGAGGAUGAAACUACCUGGCUAUCUUCAGUCGUAGGAUUGUAUUUUUUAACUCAUACAAGAUUUAUUUAAUUUAUACCUUUCGUGAAAGUUUUUUCGAAUAUAAAAUUAGCAAACUACCAUUUAUAAAUCUGUUUACUUUAAAAUUGUUACCUUUAUUAAAAGUCAUAAGGAGACUAGAAAAGUAUAAAUACUGGAUAUCUACUUGGCUUACAAACGAAUCCUUAAUGCACUAAAAAAUAAAAGUUAUUUUAGAGUUUAAUUGUGAACGAAUGUAAAAUGUUACCUCAAAAAGUCUGAAGAUCUAUCAGUAAUAUGCUCAAAUUCGGCAAAAGAAAGCGAACCAUCAUCAUCCAUAUCGGCCUCUUCCAACACAUUUUCUAUUAUUAUAUUUACUUCAGCAUCUGUAAGUUUAUGAUCACCAGUCAAUUUAGUGAUUAUCUUCUUCAAGUCCGAUACUCCAAGCAUAUCGUCACCAUCAAAAUCUACAAUUAAUUAAACAAUAACGAAUCAAUUACAGUUACACAUUUUUACCAUAUAUUCUAAAUGCAUGCUCGGCUUUCACCGACUUUGGGGCUGCCUCGCUGAACACGGACAUCAUGUCCAAGAAAUCUUCGAAAGUGCAAUCGCCAUCGCGGCUUGAACUGAACACUUCGCAAAUUCUUUCACCAAAAGGAUUUACGCUCAGCUCGGGAUAUUGCAGAAUUUUGGUCAUGGGGAGCUUGGCGUUUUUGUUGUGACCGACUUUUUCAGGAGCCAGCGCUUUGAACUUGUUGUGAGCACUA
Molecule: messenger RNA, 1301 nt
Organism: Phyllotreta striolata
Lineage: Eukaryota; Metazoa; Arthropoda; Insecta; Coleoptera; Chrysomelidae
Source: the annotation of a GenBank genome assembly